Molecule: messenger RNA, 1273 nt
Organism: Candoia aspera
Lineage: Eukaryota; Metazoa; Chordata; Lepidosauria; Squamata; Candoiidae
Gene: MRPS9
Product: mitochondrial ribosomal protein S9
Exons: 11
Coding region: 44-1192 (382 amino acids)
Biological process (GO): translation
Cellular component (GO): ribosome; mitochondrial small ribosomal subunit
Molecular function (GO): RNA binding; structural constituent of ribosome
Source: RefSeq, a predicted model, not a curated record
CGUUUUCCUCUCCCUCUCCCCACCCCUCUCCGCCUUUUCUGGCAUGGCAACCGCGGCGGUUGGGCGCGUGUUGGCGGGCGGCCGCAGCUGGAGCACAGCGGCGAGAACGGGGAAACCGUUGGUGGGGUCGAAGAUGGUAAGGCUAAUCUGUGUUACCACUCCAGCAUCGCAGAAGAAAAGUAAUGUUCCUUCAGGACCUGAACAAUACACAGAAUCUUUUUUUAAAAAAAAGAUUGAAGAGUUCAACAUAGGAAAGAGACAUUUAGCUAACAUGAUGGGAGAAGAUCCAGAAAGUUUUACCCAAGAGGAUAUUGAUAAAGCAAUUGCCUAUUUAUUUCCUUCUGGUCUAUUUGAAAAAAAGGCCAGGCCUCUCAUGAAGCACCCUGGUGAAGUGUUUCCAAAGAGAAAUGUUGCCCAAUGGGAUGCAGAUGGUCGUCCAUUUAAUUUUCUUUUUUAUACCGGCAAGCAGUCAUACUAUUCUUUAAUGCAUGAGAUAUACAGUAAGGUACUCCACAUUCGAAAUUAUCAAGAUCAAUUGUGUGCUCAAGCAUUGCUUUCUGAGAAUAAAGCGCCUAUGAACCUGAUUGGCAGCAGAUGGCUGAUUAAAGAGGAAUUGGAAGAAAUGUUAGUGGAAAAACUGUCAGAUCAAGAUUAUUCACAGUGUAUUCAGCUGCUGGAAAGAUUAGUAACACUGCCAUACUGUGAUAUCGAAGAAGAUUAUCUGCUUAAAUUUCGCAGGCAAUUACCUAUACAAUCCAAAAAGCAAACAUUUGAACCCCUGAAAUAUGAUGAGCGAGGAGUGGCCUUUAGCACUGCAGAAGGUAGCAGAAAGUCAUCAAAAGCAAGUGCUACCAUUUAUGGAAACGGAAGUGGAAAAUUCACUAUAAAUGGAGAUGAUUAUUUACUUUACUUCCCAGUGUUGCAGGACAGAGAACAGCUGAUGUUUCCAUUCCAGUUUCUUGAUCAAUUGGAGAAGUAUGACGUGAUCUGCUCUGUAUCUGGAGGAGGAAGAAGCGGACAGGCUGGAGCAAUUCGCUUAGCUGUAGCAAGAGCUUUAUGUAGUUUUAUCACUGAAGAAGAAGUGGAGUUCAUGAGGCAAGCUGGUCUCCUCACUCUUGAUCCACGUGUGAGAGAACGGAAGAAGCCUGGCCAAGAGGGAGCCCGCAGAAGGUUUACCUGGAAGAAGCGCUAAAUCUGAAAAUGAACCUGUGUAUGAAAAUAUUACAUUUUAUAGGAAUCUUUGUAAUUAAACUGUAUUUUCCCUUCCCUUCCA